Messenger RNA from Cantharellus anzutake, 2340 nucleotides. RefSeq lists its product as uncharacterized. The record is from RefSeq and is a predicted model, not a curated record. Lineage: Eukaryota; Fungi; Basidiomycota; Agaricomycetes; Cantharellales; Hydnaceae. The coding region runs from base 1 to 2340 and encodes 779 amino acids. The transcript has 4 exons.
AUGAACAUGCCUGUGGAAUGUGUCAAAGAUGUCCUUAACUACAUGAAAGCUCAUGGAUUCACCCUCAUGUCAUUUCUCUCAUCCAUGUUAACCUCCAUACAAUUUGUCGACAAACAACGAGACCUACAACUACAUAUUCUCCAUCCUGGGGCUGGUCACUCUCAUGCCACCAUCAUGAGAAAUUGGAUUCUCGGAAGUGCUGAAGAAAUUUAUAAGGAAGAGUUGGAAAUACUCAUGGAAAAGGAGAAUGGACUGUACAUGAAUGCCUCAAAACUCCACCUGGCACAGCUUGAGCAAGCGAAAAUCAGCAUACUGAUGCCGUUAUUUAAGUCUAAGGCACCAGCACUCUGGGUGUUGUUCCAACAGCUCCUUGUGUUGGAAAGUAAGCCAUCAGUGGGACAACCGGCGAAGGUCGCAUAUUUGAGUGUAGAGAUGGGUGCCGGGAGAGAUGAGGGAAAUUAUGGGGAUCAUGUUAGUGUGGGGACACAGUCAAAGGGGAACUAUCAGGAGCUAAAUCACGCUCUGCUCAAAGUUAAAGGAGUUGUGAUUAUGUCUAUAAUCAUGAACAGUUCCAACAACCACUGUAAUGCACUUCAAGUGAAAAACUCGUUCUACUUGGCUGCCUCGAAUGCCUCGAAAUCAGUUUGUCAAUGGGCCACGCAUGCUGGACUUGCAGUUUCCCUGUCUUCAGCCAACAACCUUCGAGCAUCGCUGAUCAGAAACCAAAGGAUAUUGAAUAAAGGCCUGGGACAUACUCGAAUUGUCAACCUUGCAUAUGACAAUUGCAACUUCAAGUUCAGUGUUGGCCAGCCAACAGAUCUCAAAGACCACACAUUUGAGAGCAUUACAACCGGACUGUUCUUUGCACCACCGAAGGAAGUGCUUCCUGAGCACUUAGAAUAUGCAGAAAGAAUAUGGGACACUCACCCAAAUAACCCCAAUGCUGUUAAUGUCCAAUGUCCAAUGUCCUAUUUCGAUAUUCUGCCAAUGGGUGAAGCUACAUUCAAGCUCGCAGAACAUUGUCAAUGGCAUGUCACAUCAGUAUUCAUCGAAAGAUACUUCCCUGAACUACGAUCCCAUCUCAUUGACCCCCCAUCAACAUUCCAAUUGCCAACCCACCGAACAUUGUACUCGACAGCGGAGGCAGUGUAUGCGAAAGCGUCCACCAUCAAUGGGAAUAUCGAUGCAAUUAUGUCGUUGCUUGAACAAAGCAGCAUAGUAAAUGCAGGGACUUUCGAGAAGUAUGCCAUUCUUGUUCAUGGGGAUCUUGGUACAGUCGAAAAGAUCGAGGCGAUUUUGCAUUCACGGUGGAUUGAAGAGAGUACACUCAAACGCAUGCACUAUCUUGUGCCUAUAUACCAGGACUCUUUCAUCGACCCAAAUGGGCUCUAUAAGCGCCUCUGCAUGCUAUUCCCAAAUGAUCAUUCCAAAUUAAACAAACCUGUCCCACCUUUUCGGAUGAUGAAUGAUGGAUUAAAUUAUGUGACCCAAUGCACAAUUCUCGAUGUGUGGGCAGAGAAUGUGGGUGGGGAUCUCGAAAAAUUCAUCACCUCCAAGCCAAGCUUGGAAGAGAUCAGCCAGUGUGCAUACCAAAUCACAACAGAGUAUUUUGAGACAAAACAACACACGAGGGAUUGGCUGCAGCGAAAAGAGCAAGACCAAAGGCAUAUGAACCAAGUCAUGUUCAAUAGAGAUGCGAUGUAUUAUCACAUCCUCAUGCAUGCAAUGAACUUUGGGAUGGUUGACGUUGUGAUCAACGUUCUUGCUUUCUGGAUUCCGAUCUUCCAGGGGUGUGGGAAACAUAAGUACGUGUCAUUCCUUUCCAAUUUCCUGUUCAAGUUGCAUCAGUAUCCAGCACCACUUCAAGAAGCGAUCAAGAGAUACUGGCUCUGUAAUCCUUUGGGGAAAGAGGGCGGCUUUCAGGCGAUUGACUGGUUGGUUGAAUUGAUGAAUCUCUACAUAAAGGUCGUCUAUUCAGGAACAGGGUCUGGGAAAACAAUUGAGUAUAUCAUUAGUCAAUCAUCAAUAAUUCAAUCAUAUAGAGAUUGCAUUGAAGACGUGGAGGCAGAUUACCACUUACCUGAGAAAACGCUUCAUCAUGUGAGCCCCAACAUAGGUUCCAGAUUGGUCACUAUACAAAAUGAUCUUCGUAACCUUCGUCCUCACAAGUACGAGAAAGGACAAACCUCCCCUAUUCUAAUUGAAGACCAUUUCCAAAAGGGGUUACAGUUGUACCAGAAUGGCACAAUGUGGGGUCCCCUCAGUAUCAGCGAGUUGCAAUCAACGGAUUCAAUGGAUGAUGACACUUACGAAUUAGAUGCAGGUGAUUUAGCAGCUUGA